Molecule: messenger RNA, 1517 nt
Organism: Perca flavescens (yellow perch)
Lineage: Eukaryota; Metazoa; Chordata; Actinopteri; Perciformes; Percidae
Gene: fam219b
Product: family with sequence similarity 219 member B
Exons: 6
Coding region: 153-710 (185 amino acids)
Source: RefSeq, a predicted model, not a curated record
ACUUGUCACUGAUAGCAUAAUAGCAUAGCUAGCUAGCUAACAGAAGUGCCUGCCUGCUUCUGGGGGAAAAAAACAACACCGUCCUGCGCCGGUGGGACAAUUGUCAUCAUCAUGGCUGUGUUGUGGUGUAGAUUCUGAUAACUAACGCCAAGAUGAUGAACGACAUCAUAGAGGAACCAGAGAAGGACACCUUGCUGGAAGCGCAGCCGGAGCCUCAAGUUUUGUCGGGGCCCAGUAAUGGCACAAGACCUAAGACCGCCGAUGGAGGGAUCAGGCCUGUGGAGAAAAGAGGACCUUACAUCAUGUCCAGAGCUCCAGCAAUCCACCUCAAACUACAGAAACACCGGGAAAUGGCGAGGAAAGCACUAAAGAAGAAAGCCCUUUCACCCGGACCUCCAGUGAUGCAUCAGCCCAGGCAAGGAGCUAAGAGGACGGUGAAGUUUAACAAGGGCUACGCCGCUUUGAGUCAGCACGCUGAGGACACUUUGGUUGCACUGGACUCCGACAGUGAUGAAGAGAUUGAUUUUGAGCAGUAUUCCUCAGGAUAUUCCUCAGCUGAGGUCCAUCCUGAUUUAAGCAGGCAGCUGCUUCAGGAUGGCUACCGUCUGGAUGAGAUCCCCGAUGACGAGGACCUGGACCUGAUUCCGCCCAAAGCCAUGGGCUCCUCUGCGUGUUGCUGCCCCGAGGGCCCGUCCUGCUCCAUGCAGUGAUGUCUGUGCUGUGACUCGAACCUUUUCAAAGGCUUGGCACCAGUUCCUGUCCCUGACUUUAGUCACUGGUGCCUGAGGCCCUCUUUCUGACCCAGCUCCACUGCUGUGCUGCCUGAGGACUUUCAGCUCUGAAGCCAAACUUCUGUUUAUGCAGGACUACGUGCACCAGGAUCGCUGAACCCACAUGAAAACGCGAAUGGACAUAAGAAGCCUUAUUCACUGUGACCCCAAAGCUUGACCUAUUUUUUAAAUUAUGCCACUGCUCUAAAUAGAGUGGCAGAGUAAACCAUAAUUUGGGAUAUGUCGUCAUUGACCCAAUGGGGAGAUGGUUACUGUCUUUUCUGCGCUGGUGAACAGGUCUGCAGCCCUCGAAAGCACGACAUGCAUACAUGUGGUGUAUUGUGUUUUAAUGUUCCGGCCCUUGGCGAAUUUGAAACUUCCAGUUAUUAACUAACUGCUGUGUGAAGGCAACUCGGUUAUCAUCGACUAUUGUUGCGUGAAUGGUUUUUGUUUCUUUACUGUAUCUGUCCUCAAAAAUUACACAGGACUUUUUAUUCCAAAAUGAGAUGGCCACCACUUUGGGAAAUAAAUGACACCGAGUUAAUUACAUUUUACAGGUCAUUGAGCAAACUGCUACAUACCAAGGACUCACUCAUCCUCUGCCUGUAGAAGAUAUACUUGGAGAGAAUAGCAUCAUGAAAAGUUAUCCUACAAAGGGAUUCACGGUUUUAAAGAGUAAUACCUACUCUUACCAGAUGUUACACUGCUGUGUAUGGCAAAAAUGUAGAUGCAGAUGAGUUACUUUGA